Molecule: messenger RNA, 1605 nt
Organism: Arabis nemorensis
Lineage: Eukaryota; Viridiplantae; Streptophyta; Magnoliopsida; Brassicales; Brassicaceae
Source: the annotation of a GenBank genome assembly
AUGAACUGUAUGGCAUUGGCUCUUGAUCCAAUAACCGAACGGUUCACACAUUUUAGCCGACCUUCACAAAGAUGCAGACUCCAGUCUCUUACCAACCUCGACUUUAACUUUCUCGAUUUCAAUAACACCAAUCUCAAUGCUUCACACUCCUUGAACCAUCGAAGCGUUUCCACUCCAUGCUUCUCUAUAGAUGACAAUUUAAUCAAAUCCGCUGAUGCUCCUCCUCGCAUUGAGAUUCUCGGUGGUCUAAGCGUUCCCACUAUACGCGCCCUUGUAGCUGAAGUAUCCAUAGCUAUGGUUUCAGGAGCUCAACCUUUGCUUCUACCAAGUGGCUUAGGAGGUGCUUAUCUUUUACAAUCCGGUAAAGGCCAAAGCAUUGCGGUCGCAAAGCCAGUUGAUGAAGAGCCUUUAGCUUUCAACAAUCCUAAAGGAACAGGCGGUUUAAUGCUCGGACAACCGGGGAUGAAACGGUCUAUUCGUGUUGGUGAAUCCGGAAUCCGCGAAUUGGCUGCUUACCUCUUAGACCAUCAAGGCUUCUCUAGCGUUCCACCAACCGCAUUGGUCAGAAUCUCACAUGUUCCUUUCCAUGUCAGUGAUGGUGACUCCGCUUAUAAAGUUGCUUCUUUGCAACGAUUUGUGGGUCAUGAUUUUGAUGCAGGAGAGUUAGGACCAGGGAGCUUCACGGUUGGAUCGGUCCAUCGGAUUGGGAUACUUGAUGUGAGACUAUUGAACCUCGACAGACACGCAGGUAACAUGUUAGUUAAGAAGAUACAUGACCAAGACAACGGAGUUGGAGCUGCGGAGCUUGUGCCUAUAGACCAUGGUCUUUGCCUACCUGAAUGCCUUGAUGAUCCUUAUUUUGAAUGGCUUAACUGGCCUCAAGCUUCGGUUCCAUUUACCGACACUGAGCUUCAGUAUAUAUCAAAUCUUGACCAUGUCAAAGAUGCAGAGCUUUUGAGAACCGAGCUAUGCUCUAUCCAAGAAUCUUCCAUACGAGUUCUCAUCGUCUGCACGAUAUUCUUGAAACAAGCAGCUGCUUCAGGGCUCUGUCUUGCAGAGAUAGGCGAGAAGAUGACUCGAGACAUUUGCAGAGGGGAAGAGAGUUGUAGUCUGUUGGAGAUUCUCUGCACCAAAGCAAAAGCAAGCGUGGUUGGUGGAAUUGACGAAGAAGAAGACGAUGAUGACGAUUAUAGUAGCGAAUGGAAUGAAGUAGAAGCGGAGCUCGAGUGUGGGAUUUUUCAGUUUGACGAUGAAUUCGAAGAUACAGAAUGCAAAGAGCAGGUGUCUAAACCACCAUUGUUUCGAAGAACACCAUCCAUUGCUGCCAAUCUAUAUGCUCUCAUGCUAUGUUCACCGAACCAAUGGAUUGUUACAAACAAUGAUGCAAACAGAGACGAAGACAAGAAAGAUAGGAGUAUCGUGAGGAGCAAGAGCCAUCCGAUUUGCGUGAAUCAUGAUGAAACAGAAGGUGUUUACUUCGGAGACAUGAGUGAAGAUGAAUGGGAGAUGUUCUUGCAUAGUUUCGAGAUGCUUUUGCCAGAAGCACUUGAAGGCUCAACAAGCAAAGGACCAAAGCCAAGAUUUGGUUCUUCCUGCAAAUUCUGA